ACUGCAUAAUUGUUUUACUCAUGAACCCCCCCCCCACAGUGACGGCUCGUACCCCUACGACCCCUCCAGCUGGCAGCAGCCCACCAAUCAGCCCACAGGAUCGCUCUCCGUGGUCACAACUGUCUGGGGAGUCACCAACCCCUCGGCCAGCCAGGGUCUUGGUGGAGGCGUGAUGGGGCCCGGGGCCAACCCAGGCGGGGGUCCCAUGAUGCAGGGCCCCGGGGGGUCGGGCAUGGCUGGCGGGCCCGGAGGCUACAUGGGCCAGCAGGGCUAUGGAGAGCCCAGCAAAGGCUACAUGACCCAGGGCAUGUACGGCCGUACGGGCGGGGCCUACACAGGAGGACCAGGCGGGUACACAGGGAGCUAUCCGUCGAACCCCGGAGGCUCCCGAGGCUCCGCUGACUUCACUCAGGCUGCCGCUGCCGCCGCCGUUGCUGCUGCUGCUGCCACGGCAACCGCCACUGCUACAGCAACCGUUGCCGCCAUCCAGGAGAAACAAAACCAGGAGAUGAACUAUGGACAGAUGGGUGGUCCAGCCUACAAUAACCAGUUCAUGGCCCACUCCGGCCCCCGCGGCCCUCCUGGCAUGGCUCCUGGAGGUAUGGGCCCAGGUCCAGGCCCCGCCAGAGGUCCCCCUUCAAUGGGCCCCAUGUACGGACCAGGAGGGGGCCCGCAGAGGGUCCCCCAGCACCCAAACUACGGCCCUGGACCACAGCAGGGACACCUGAGGCCCCCGCAGGGCCUCAAACGACCAUACAGCUCAGAGUCCUUCCCGGGAAUGUCCCAGCAGUACGGCGUUCCCGUCGGUUCCAGUGUGAACGUCAUGCCGGGUCCCGGAGGUGGCAGUGGAUCCAUGCCUGGUUCAGCUGGAGGCGGUCACGGUGGCCCCUACUCGGGCCCCAACAUGCAGUACCACCCAGGUCCCGCUGGUCCAGGUCCCGCCCCGCCACGGUCUGGCUCCUCCCCCUCCUAUCAGAGCCAUAAAAUGCCCCUCCCACCUCAGUACCCCCCCUCUGGACCCCCCAGUUCGCAGUACUACAAGGACCAGUUUAACGGGCAGGGCGGCUUAAACACUCUGACAGCAGGGGGCGCCGGAGGAGUGUACAACUCCUUCAACCAGCCAUCAGGGCCGGGGCGAGGGUUGCCAGGUUACCCCUCUUCUCCGGUUCCGGGAAACCCAACACCUCCCGUCACCCCCAGCAGCUCCAUGGCUCCGCCCUACAUGUCGCCUGGCAGCGGUGACGUCAAGCCGACGCCUUCUCCCUUCCUGCCUGACAUCAAACCCAACAUAGCUGGCCUGGCCCCUCCCCCGCCGACAGGUAACCCUAGCGACGACCUGCGGCUGACUUUCCCAGUGAGAGAUGGCGUGGUCCUGGAGCCCUUCAGAUUAGAGCACAACCUGGCCGUCAGCAACCACGUCUUCCAGCUGAGAGAGUCCGUCUACAAAACACUCAUCAUGAGGCCUGACCUGGAGCUCCAGUUUAAGUGUUACCACCACGAGGAUCGACAGAUGAACACCAACUGGCCCGCCUCUGUCCAGGUGAGCGUGAACGCGACUCCUCUCACCAUCGAGCGAGGUGACAACAAAACUUCCCAUAAACCUUUGUACCUGAAACACGUGUGUCAGCCGGGCAGGAACACCAUCCAGAUCACCGUCACCGCCUGCUGCUGCUAAAGAGGAACUUCAGCAGCGGCUCCAUCCCCGGGACGCCCGGGUUAAACGGCGAGGACGGCGUGGAGCAGACCGCCAUCAGGGUCUCGCUAAAGUGUCCCAUCACGUUCCGACGCAUCCAGCUGCCCGCCAGAGGCCAUGACUGCAGACACAUACAGUGUUUCGAUCUGGAGUCGUACCUGCAACUCAACUGUGAGCGAGGAACCUGGAGGUGUCCUGUGUGCAAUAAGACGGCUCUGUUGGAGGGUCUGGAGGUGGACCAGUACAUGCUGGGAAUCCUGAUCUACGUGCAGAACUCGGAGUACGAGGAGAUCACCAUCGACCCGGUGUGCAGCUGGAAGCCCGUCCCCGUGAAGCCCGACCUCCACGUGAAGGAGGAGCCUGACGGCCCCGUGCUGAAGCGUUGCCGGACGCUCAGCCCCAGUCACAUGGUCAUGCCCAACGUCAUGGAGAUGAUCGCCUCGCUCGGCCCAACCCCUUCCUCCUCCUCGUCCUCCUCCACCUCGGCGGUUCCCCCCUCCUCUUCCUCCUCGUCCCCAAUGCCCUACCCCUCCUUGCCCGGGGGGGGCGGCGGCAGCAACAGCAGCACGACGCCUGAGUACCCCGGAUCAGCUCCGUCCUUCCCCACGCUGUCGGCUCCGUUCUCCGACUUCAGCGGUCCGGGGACGCCCAGCAUCGGCGGCGACUUCUCCUCGCCCGGCCCCCCGCCCCUGUCCUACCAGUCGGAGCUCUCCAGCGCCCUCCUCACCGCUGACAAACCCCCCCCUCACCCGCUGGCUGGACAGAUGCCAGGCUCAGGCCGUAUGGACUCAACUUCCCAUGGUGCUCCUCUCCAGCAGCACCAGCAGCAGUCGCAGGGUCUCCAUGGCAACUCGCAAAUGGGGGGUGGCAACCAGAUGAUGCAGCGUAGCAACCAGAAUCCCCGUCUCCAAGGCGACGGCUCCUUUGGACUCGGGGGCCCGGCGGAUGUUCCGGAAACUUCUCUUGACUUGCUUCCUGAGUUGACCAACCCGGACGAGUUGCUGUCCUACCUCGGCCCUCCGGACCUGCCGAGCAACAACAACGACGACCUGCUGUCGCUGUUUGAGAACAACUGAAGCGCUCGCACGGCUCCGGGGUCGGCCACGCCGAGACGUCGCGGCAACAUCCGAACUUUAUUUUUUAUCCUCGCCGCCAACAUGGCACCGUCUGCACAGGAAGGGGCGGACCGUGAGGAGGAAGGAAAACAAAAUGGCGACUUUUGAAUCUAAAAAAUCUUUUUGUGUGAUUAUGAACUCCAUGGUAACUUUAUUUUAUUGUUUUUAAUUGUGUUUCGAUGCUUCAUCCUUCAUUCCCUGUCAGUUCAAAGAGGCGCCACAGCGCUGCUUUCACGUACCUGCCCCGCCCACAGCGAUGUCACCCAGUCGCUCUUCGUGUAACAGCACAACACUGACAUCUGAUUGGCUGUCAGUGUUUUGGCUCAGCCCGUGAUUCAGGUUAUUCCAGUGCGGCUGGCGUCCUUUGCGGUUCCAGCUGUUGGUGGGUGUGAAACCCGUGAAGGCAGCAGUGUGGCGCGUCACAGCCGGGAGUUUCGGUGCAAAGAUGGCUGCAGACGAGCUGUAAGCGGCGUCUUUUCCCACGGACACGCUUUCCUUUCUCACUGGAGAUGCUGAGGGGUCCACGCCCGGCCCCGGCGUGCAACACGGACCUCCUGAUGACCAAUCAGAGAGAGGCAACACGGGCGACUGUAGCUGCUCAGCCUCCUCCCCUCAUGUUAUGAGGGUUUUUUGUAAGCGGGCUGGUUGACCUUUGACCUGGCUGCAGUCUGCACAUGUGGCUUACUCACAUCUGGGCUGAAGCUGCAGUGACAAACGCUGGUUCAUCUUCAUCAUCAUCCUGUGUUGUUGUAUAGUGACUUAGAGUCCAACAGUUGUGGUGUCUCCAUGGAAACCUGUACACGAUGAUUCAGUAACGAUGCUCAUAACAUAAAGUUUGUAAUUUAAUAAACAGACACUGGAAAGACA
Messenger RNA from Haplochromis burtoni (Burton's mouthbrooder), 3675 nucleotides. RefSeq names its product zinc finger MIZ domain-containing protein 2. Gene Ontology annotation, molecular function: SUMO ligase activity; zinc ion binding. Gene Ontology annotation, biological process: protein sumoylation; regulation of transcription by RNA polymerase II. The record is from RefSeq and is a predicted model, not a curated record. Lineage: Eukaryota; Metazoa; Chordata; Actinopteri; Cichliformes; Cichlidae.